CGCGUGCGUCAGCUGAGCGCCGAGGCAAGCGGCAUCAUGGCGGCGUCCACUCUCGGCGUGCGCUGCGCCCUGCGGAGAGCGAUGGUCCCGUCGCUGGUGGUGAUUCUCGGGGCCACCGGCACCGGCAAGUCCAAGCUGGCGAUGGAGGUCGUGAAGCGGCUUCAGGGGGAAAUAAUCAGCGCCGACUCCAUGCAGGUGUACAAGGGCCUCGACAUCAUCACGAAUAAGGUGACCGCCGAGGAGCUGGCCCAGUGCAGACAUCACAUGAUCGGCUUUGUGGACCCGCUGGUCAGCGGCUACACGGUGGUGGACUUCAGGAACAAAGCCCUGACGCUCAUAGAGGACAUGCACAGCAGAAACAAACUACCAGUCAUUGUUGGAGGGACAAAUUAUUACAUUGAGUCUCUGCUGUGGAAAGUCUUGUUGGACACCGGGCAGGAGAGCGAGGAGGCCGAUGGAGGAGAAGAAGCUUCGAAAAGGAAGUUAGAGCUGGAAAAGCUGGAAGGAUCCGAGUUACACAAACGACUGGCGGAGGUGGACCCCAAAAUGGCGGCCACGUUGCACCCCAAUAACAAACGCAGGAUUGCCAGGAGCCUUCAAAUUCACGAGGAUACAGGCAUCCCUCAUAGCCACUGGUUGGAGGAGCAGAGGGGGCAGGAGGGAAGCAGUGAACUGGGGGGGCCACUGAGGUACCCGGACCCAUGCAUUUUCUGGCUGCAUGCCGAUAUGGAGGCACUCGACAAGAGGCUGGAUGCUCGCGUGGAUGAGAUGUUGUCCGCGGGACUGAUCGAGGAGCUCAGGGACUUCCACGUGCGCUUCAAUCAGCAGAAAGUCCAGGAUGACAGCCAGAGCUACCAGCAUGGGAUUUUCCAGUCGAUUGGUUUCAAGGAGUUUCAUGACUACCUGACCGCUCCUGAAAGCAGCACCCAGCAGGAGAGAGACUCACUUCGAGACACAGGUAUAGAAGCUGUGAAGAUUGCUACAAAGCGUUAUGCCCGCAAACAGAAUAAGUGGGUCCGGAACCGCUUCCUUAAACGACCUGGAGACAACGUGCCUCCAGUGUACGGCCUGGAUGUGACGGACGUGUCGCGGUGGGAGGAGACGGUGCUGAACCCUGCACUGCAGAUACUGGACAGUCUCUGUAAGGGUGAAGAGCCGACCGUUCCACCAAUCAGAGUGCAGGAGGCGGGACAGAAAAACAAACGGAAUCUGCGCGUGUGCGAUCUGUGCGACAAAGUCAUCCUCGGUGACCUGGAGUGGACGGCUCACCUGAAGUCUAAGAAGCAUCACUAUCACGUGAGGAAGAAGAGGAAGACUGACCCCGCCUGUGACCAGAUCACUGCAGGAGACGAGACGUUCUCAGAGGACGCCGUUGCUUCCCAGGACGCCAGGACGACGCACGAGGAAAUACCGGUGACACUUUAGUAACUGCACUGACUCUGGGGCACACACAUGUUUAUUCAGGCUUCCAGCAGGUGGAGGUUUCCUCGUAGGCUUUAAAGAAGCGCGGAUCUUUUUGUUUAGCCGUUACAUGAGAGGAACUCCGGGGGAAGCCUGCACUUGAGAUACCAUCAAGUACCCGCCUCCCCACUGAGCUCCAUUAGUUCCUCCAAAUCCUAAUUUGUCAAAGCGCUUAAAAUUCAAAAGGCUGAAAGCUCCUCCAGCUCUGCAAAUUCAUAACGCGGAUCCUUUCUGAAUGUGGAUUAUAAUGGACAUAUCUAAGACUCUCUACGUGCUCCACGUUUUCCAUUACUGUGUACUUAGGCAUUUAGAUGAUUUCUUAAAGAAUUUAUAUUUUUAGUGCCUGUAACUGAAAUGGUGACCUUUCACCCUGUUGGUACGGACUGGAUCUUCCAUUUCAGGCAUUUUUGUUCCCUCUCUCUUGGUGUUCCGUUCACUUUAACAAUAAAUGAAUACACACCAGGUCAAAGGAUCUGAUAUUUUCCUCAACCAGUGAAGGAAUGUGAUGUCACUGCAUGAACGACACGAGAGGUUUUCACAUGGCAUCGGCGCCGCUUUCACCUUUAUCCCACUGGCAUCUUUACACAGCACAAGCACUCUGUUCUGUUUGCCUGCCGCCACCCUCUUUUACUCUCAUUAAACACAUUUUUCUCCGA
Messenger RNA from Solea senegalensis (Senegalese sole), 2117 nucleotides. It is a transcript of the gene trit1, whose product is annotated as tRNA isopentenyltransferase 1. Bases 37 to 1425 code for a protein of 462 amino acids. Lineage: Eukaryota; Metazoa; Chordata; Actinopteri; Pleuronectiformes; Soleidae. The transcript is spliced from 11 exons. Gene Ontology annotation, molecular function: ATP binding; tRNA dimethylallyltransferase activity. The record is from RefSeq and is a predicted model, not a curated record. Gene Ontology annotation, biological process: tRNA modification. Gene Ontology annotation, cellular component: mitochondrion.